This is a messenger RNA of Fimicolochytrium jonesii, 2145 nucleotides long. RefSeq names its product Vps16, N-terminal region-domain-containing protein. The record is from RefSeq and is a predicted model, not a curated record. The transcript has 9 exons. Gene Ontology annotation, biological process: intracellular protein transport; endosomal transport; vacuole fusion, non-autophagic. NCBI's taxonomy places the organism in Eukaryota, Fungi, Chytridiomycota, Chytridiomycetes, Spizellomycetales, Powellomycetaceae. Gene Ontology annotation, molecular function: actin binding. Gene Ontology annotation, cellular component: lysosomal membrane; HOPS complex; cytoplasm. The coding region runs from base 1 to 2145 and encodes 714 amino acids.
AUGUUGGUGGGAAGUCUGUCGCCAACGGCAGAUUGGAACCUGCUCAAUGACAAGUUCUACUGCAAGCAGGAAGUUUACUCCAUGACAUGGAGGGGAGUGGACCUUUCCAAGCUUACUGUAGUUGUGGCACCCUUUGGCGGACCGAUAGCGGCCAUAAGGGACGACAGGAAGAUUAUGGCGUUACGCGGCCAAACGACGCAACCCGACCUUCGCAUAUAUACUUCUGCCGGAAAUCUCAUCACACAGCUUCAAUGGGAUAAAGGGCGAAUAAUAGGGCUGGGGUGGACGAAUACGGAACAUCUCCUGUGUGUACUGGAAGGAGGGUUGGUCAGGGUCUACGACAUUCACGGAGAGUUUAUUCAGUUCUCGUUGGGCGAGGACGCCAAAGAGCACGGAGUGGUGGAGUGUCGUUUAUGGGACACUGGGCUGGUUGCGCUGACGGGAGACUUCAAAUUCGUGGCGAUCACGAAUCUUGAUGAGCCACGACCGCAGUACUUAGCCGACCCUGGGAUUACGCAGGCACCGUACUCGUGGACUGUUCUGUCACCUCAGCAAACGCUGAGCCGGCAUUUGGAGGUGUUUCUGGCUGUGAAUGCCACUGUCAUAGUCCUGGAUUCAGCGACUGUGCAAGACCAGUCUUUGACGCAAGGACCGUUUCUUCGGAUGUCGGUGUCACCGAAUGGCAAGUUUCUUGCCCUGUAUACCUCCGAGGGUAAACUGUGGGUAGUCUCGACCGACUUCCAGAAAAAUCUGGCGGAAUUCUCAACCAACUCCGCAAAUCCCCCGACACAGAUGACCUGGUGCGGGACGGACUCGGUAGUCCUGCAUUGGCCUGGUACCGUUCUCAUGGUCGGGCCCUUUGGAGAUUGGAUCAAGUACACAUACGAUGGCGUUGUUCACCUUGUCACGGAAAUUGACGGUCUACGCAUCAUCAGCAACGACAAGUGCGAAUUUCUUCAAAGAGUACCUUCUGCGACCGAAUCCAUUUUUAAGAUCGGAUCGACAGCGCCUGGCGCCAUUCUUUUUGACGCAUAUGAACAUUUCGAGAAAAAAAGCCCACGGGCUGACGAAAACAUUCGAAAUAUCAAAUUCGAAUUAGCUGAAGCGGUCGAUACUUGCGUCGAAGCCGCAGGGCACGAGCUGAAUGCACCGCGCCAACGAGCGCUACUGAAAGCCGCCAGUUUUGGGAAGUGCUUCCUGGAUUCAUACAACGCCAAUCACUUUCUCGCGAUGUGCAAGAGCAUCCGUGUUCUCAAUGCGGUCCGGAACUUUGAGAUCGGGAUACCUUUGACAUUUGUGCAAUACGAGCGGAUCACCCCGUCUGUGCUUGUGGAUCGUUUGGUGAUGCGUCACCACCAUUUGCUGGCAUUCCGGAUAUGCGAUUAUCUUACUUUGAGUCAUGAUCGGGUCCUCAUACAUUGGGCGUGCACGAAGAUAAAGGUCUCCGUGGAUGAUGAGGAUACUCUGUGUCGCUUGAUCGUUGAAAAGUUGGGUGGUCGGGAGUCGGGGAUCUCGUACACAGAAGUCGCCAAAGUGGCGUAUGAUAGCGGGCAGAGGAAGUUAGCCACCAAGCUUUUGGACUAUGAGCCUCAGGCUGCGAACCAGGUUCCACUGUUGAUGGGUAUGGAGGAAGAUGAGGUGGCGUUGAUCAAGGCGAUUGAGAGUGGCGACACGGAUCUAGUGUAUCUGGUCAUGCUGCACAUGAAGCGAAAGCUAUCACCUGCCGAGUUCUUCCGAAUCAUCGGAGACAAGCCGCUUGCAUGCAAUCUACUCGAACUGUAUUGCAAGCAGCAGGAUCCGCAAUUGCUCCGCGACUUCUACUACCAGGAGGACAGACGGGUGGAUAGCGCCAAUGCUGCUAUAUCCGAGGGCUAUCAGACGCAGGACAUGCUCGAGCGCGUGAACAAAUUCAAAAUUGCACAGAAGCUCUACUCGGUCGAGAAGGAACGCGCUUUUGAGGCGAAGACGACGGAGGAUGAAGUCAAGCUUCUCCUCUUGCAGGACUCGCUACAGCGAGAUCUCGGGCAGGAGAUCGUAGGCCUUUCCGUCGUCGAAACAAUAGCAAAGCUACUGGAAUUGGGUGAAGCCAACAAAGCCGCGAAAGUGAAAUCUGACUUCAAGGUCUCGGAUAAGCGGUAUGUGUGA